AUGCCAGUCCCUUCAGACAAAAGAGGCAGGGAAUCAAUUGGAUGCCAGUCCCUUCAGACAAAAGAGGCAGGGAAUCAAUUGGAUGCCAAUCCCUUCAGACAAAAGAGGCAGGGAAUCAAUUGGAUACCAGUCCCUUCAGACAAAAGAGGCAGGGAAUCAAUUGGAUGCCAGUCCCUUCAGACAAAAGAGGCAGGGAAUCAAUUGGAUGCCAGUCCCUUCAGACAAAAGAGGCAGGGAAUCAAUUGGAUGCCAAUCCCUUCAGACAAAAGAGGCAGGGAAUCAAUUGGAUGCCAGUCCCUUCAGACAAAAGAGGCAGGGAAUCAACUGGAUGCCAGUUCCUUCCGACAAAUGAGGCAGGGAAUCAAUUGGAUGCCAGUCCCUUCAGACAAAAGAGGCAGGGAAUCAAUUGGAUGCCAGUCCCUUCAGACAAAUGAGGCAAGGAAUCAAUUGGAUGUCAGUUCUUUCAGACAAAAGAGGCAUGGAAUCAAUUGGAUUCCAGUCUCUUCAGACAACAGAGGCAGGGAAUCAAUUGAAUGUCAGUCACUUCAAACAAAUGUGUUAGUUAAUUACCAAAUCAAAUUAGAUGAAAAAAUUCCAACUAUUUCUCUUUGUUCUUUUCUUUGCCUUUUUUCAUCACUUUUAUUUUCUUCUUUAUACUCCUUUCCUUCUCUUCAUUCUUUCCAUCUUCUUUUUUCCUUUCCUUCUCUUCAUUCUUUCCAUCUUCUUUUUUCCUUUCCUUCUCUUCAUUCUUUCCAUCUUCUUUAUACUCCUUUCCUUCUCUUCAUUCUUUCCAUCUUCUUUUUUCCUUUCCUUCUCUUCAUUCUUUCCAUCUUCUUUUUUCCUUUCCUUCUCUUCAUUCUUUCCAUCUUCUUUUUUCCUUUCCUUCUCUUCAUUCUUUCCAUCUUCUUUUUUCCUUUCCUUAGUUUUCUUUUUUUUAAUCUUUUCAUUUCUUCUUUCCUCCAUUUUCCUCUUUCUUAUUCUUUACUGUUUCUUUUCUUCUUCUAG
Messenger RNA from Acanthosepion pharaonis, 1005 nucleotides. The record is from the annotation of a GenBank genome assembly. NCBI's taxonomy places the organism in Eukaryota, Metazoa, Mollusca, Cephalopoda, Sepiida, Sepiidae.